AAAGACAGAUACAGAUACAGAUACAGAGCCAACUACAGAUGCUCGCUGGCUGCUGGGAAGAGUAGCUUCAGUUGCGUGCCUCCAUUCCCCCAGAGCAAACCGUUCCCGCCGGAAGAAAGUAAGAAAAGCUCGAAAUGCGCAGUGGGCUAACGCUUUGUCCCCUGCUGCUGGUGGUGGUGGUGCUUCUAGUGGGUCACCUAGUGGCUCCCGUGGCGCCGGCUAACCUACUGACCAGCUAUCUGCCCGCCUCCAUGCAGGCCCUGGCCUACUACAUAGACCUGCUGCAGUACGAACCACUCUCCACGACGACAGUGGAGCCGCCAUUCAGCGCGGAUGACGGAGGAGUGGAGUCCACAACAGCCAGUGCGAAACCAUCCACUCCGUUGCCCACAAGGAGCAGGACCACUACCACGAGGAGACCGAGUGGAAUCGGAGGCUUGGGGUCGGUGUGGUGGCAACCGCCUAGCUGGUGGGAAACGCCCCAGAGGACUUCCACCACCGAGAGACCCACAUCGCCACCCACUCUGCCGCAUCGUCCAGGAAUUUUUGCACCAGCUUCGCAAACGGAAAAGGCCCUCGAAGGUCACACUCUCUUCGAGGAAAUCGGAGAUGGUUUGGACUUUGACAAGCUGCCUUUGUCUUUGAUCCGUGAUAUUCAGACCGAACGCGACGACUUUACCAACGAUGUGGAAUCGCUGGAUAACUUUUUGCGCCUGUACGACGAUAAUUAUGGAAGGGCUGCCUUUGACUUUGAGUCCGCCAUGGAUCGGUGGAGUAGCUCCUCGAUAGCGGGCAAAAAGCGGGUUCCGCCCACCAAGCCCUAUGUGGAUUUCCUGCUGGUCUACGAUCUCCUGAAGCGCGACGCCAAGGCGGCGAAUCUCAGCAAGUACGAGGGAUAUUCCGAGGACCUGCUGCAGCAGCUGCACGAGUUGUCCCAGGCCUCUUCGGCCAGGCAAUUGCAUACCCUUUUCCAAAGGAUGCUGGACCGCGGCGACAUUCAGCGGAGUGACGUGGUGGCCCGCGUCCAGGGAAUCGUCAAAGAUCUGGGGAAUCCCAAAAGCGCCACCUCCAAGGCCUUGGCUUUCAUUCCCAGCAUGCAGUUUCUACCUUAAGCUCCUAGAUAAGUCGCAAUAAAGUCGAGGGACCAUUUGACC
Messenger RNA from Drosophila takahashii, 1154 nucleotides. RefSeq names its product Ecdysone-inducible gene E3 (gene ImpE3). The record is from RefSeq and is a predicted model, not a curated record. Lineage: Eukaryota; Metazoa; Arthropoda; Insecta; Diptera; Drosophilidae.